GCCGUCGCGGCAUGCAUUUUCCUACACCUAAAGGAUAGAAUACUAACAAAAGGUAUUUACAGAAAAGUCCAGUUAUCUUUGUUCUCAGCGCUCGGAUUUGUUUUUAGAAGCCUUUAUCACUCUCAUGCCGUGGAUCUUAUUUUCCAUUCACCGUGGACUUAGACUUGGUGGUGCUUAUCAAUGUCAAAUUCCUUGAAGCGGACUGGUUCCGGGUAAUUUGAUCAUCACAAGCAACUUGUAUCUCUUGGUAUCGGCUCGUUGUGGGUACUCGUUCACUUGACUGCACGCCGAGUCAUUGGCCUGAGAUUUUUCUGAAACGACACGGCCAUCUCACCUUACUUUUUCUUCCUACCAUCAAACAUGACUUUUCAGCCUCUCGUAGAGCUUAGACUAGUUUCUAUCCCUUCUGCUUCAAUCACUGUCCUUCUCUUUGCUGCACCCCUUCUAUACGCUUACUUGUCGUGGAAACCAACCAAAUCUGUUGAAACCUCGCGGGCGCCCACGCCCACGAAAGUUCUCUCUUUGCCGUCUUUCGACGCCUCCAACAUUCGCGUUUCAAAAUUGCUAGUGCACCCCAUAAAGAGUUGCCGCGGUACUUCCGUCCAGCAAGCGAACUAUACCCCGCAAGGCAUUGAGAAUGACAGGAAGUGGUGCAUCAUUAAAGCUGAGACGCACUUUGUGUUGACGGCCCGGGCAUGCUCCAAGAUGGUCUUGAUCCACCCUGAGAUAGUAGAAGACUCUUCAUCCCCUGAUUGUGGCUUCCUAAAAGUUUCUUUUCCCGAAGAUUCAGAGAGCGAGAGUUUCUCUGUUCCGCUCAAACCUAGCGAGGAGACUCUUCAAAGCUGGAAAACUGUCAGCAAUGUUGAACUAUGGGGCCGUAAUGACAUUGAUGGCUAUAUCUGUGAAUCUUUAUCUGGUCGGUCUCCGUCCGAUAUACUUUCGGCAUACGUUGGCUACCCGGUACUUUUGGUUAUGAAGGGACCUCGGCCACGUCUCUGUGCACCCACGUUGAGGUAUCCAAAACUUGGGGCCCCCACUGCCUACCAAGAUGGCUUUCCCUUAUUAGUCGUGUCGGAAGAAAGUAUUAUGGCACUGCAGACGCGAGUCAGGGAUAUGGUAGGUGUGCAGGGGGUGGAUGAAAAAUGGUCACAAGAAAAAAUUGACGUAGAAAGGUUCCGACCCAACAUAGUGCUUAAAGGGGCCGGCAUCCCCUUCGCCGAAGACAGCAUCGCCGAAUUCACCAUUGAUUCCCACCGCGAAGUGACUGACAGCACGGCGCCUAUCAUCCGUUUGGUGUGCAAGUGUACGCGUUGCCUGUUACCCAAUGUGGAUAUAAGGACAGGUCUCCGCGACAAGGCGGUCCCAUACAAGGUGCUGAUGAAGUUCCGCAAGGGAUUGGAUCCAGCUCAAGCCUCCAAGGCCUGCAUGGGCUGCAAUGGUGCACCAAGCGGGAGUGGGACGGUCAAGGUUGGAGACUGGAUUCAUGUUCACAGUCGGGAUGAUGUAUGAGUAACGACUUGAAUACCUUUCAACAUGCUUCAACACGUGCACGGAGACAUCGUCAAUUUUUACGUGGGCAUGAUUUGACAAUAGCAGAGGCGAAUUGUAUAUAUAGCCCAAAAUCACAGAACUGUGGAAUAGCGUAGGGUGAAAUCGGGAUGCGUCCUGGGAUUACAGAUAAACCUGUCUGCAUCA
Messenger RNA from Serpula lacrymans var. lacrymans S7.9, 1695 nucleotides. RefSeq lists its product as uncharacterized. The transcript has 9 exons. The record is from RefSeq and is a predicted model, not a curated record. The coding region runs from base 361 to 1509 and encodes 382 amino acids. Gene Ontology annotation, molecular function: molybdenum ion binding; catalytic activity; pyridoxal phosphate binding. NCBI's taxonomy places the organism in Eukaryota, Fungi, Basidiomycota, Agaricomycetes, Boletales, Serpulaceae.